GGCAGUUUCCUCUCCAUCAUUAUUUGCUUCUGUGGCUAACAAAGACCAAACAUUUAGCAGAAAUUAAGAAUAAUAUCAUCAAGGCGAUACUUGAAGAUAUACAAGAAAAAUGGAGAGCAAAGGGAGUUGGACGGUAGCUGAUGCCGUAGACUACAGCGGCCGACCAGCAGACAAAUCCAAAACCGGUGGCUGGAUCACUGCAGCUCUCAUUCUUGGAAUUGAGGUUGUGGAGAGGCUAUCAACCAUGGGAAUAGCGGUGAAUUUGGUAACAUAUUUGAUGGAGACAAUGCAUCUCCCAAGUUCAACUUCUGCCAACAUUGUCACUGACUUCAUGGGCACUUCCUUCCUCCUUUGCUUGCUGGGUGGAUUUCUCGCGGACUCCUUCCUCGGCCGUUUUAAAACCAUAGCUAUUUUUUCAACCAUUCAAGCUCUCGGAACUGGUGCCCUAGCGAUAGCAACGAAGCUGCCAGAGCUGCGUCCACCAACAUGUCACCACGGAGAAGCAUGCAUACCCGCCACUACCUUUCAGAUGACAAUUCUUUAUAUUUCACUUUACCUUAUAGCCCUUGGAACAGGUGGCCUUAAGUCUAGUAUCUCCGGAUUCGGGUCUGACCAGUUUGAUGAAAAAGAUCCUAAAGAAAAAGCUCAAAUGGCUUUCUUCUUCAACAGAUUUUUCUUUUUCAUUAGCAUGGGGACGUUGAUGGCUGUGACUGUUUUAGUUUACAUGCAAGAUGAAGUGGGAAGAUCUUGGGCUUAUGGAAUCUGCACGGUGUCUAUGGCUAUAGCUAUUGGGAUUUUCUUGUUUGGGACUAAAAGCUACCGUUAUAAGAAGAGCCAAGGAAGUCCUGUUGUGCAAAUUUUUCAGGUUAUAGCAGCUGCAUUCAGAAAGAGGAAAAUGGAACUACCUCAAAGCAUUGUUUAUCUUUAUGAAGAUAAUCCUGAGGGCCUGAGAAUUGAACAUACUGAUCAGUUUCACUUGUUGGACAAGGCAGCCAUAGUCACAGAAGGAGAUUUCGAACAAACCCUAGAUGGAGUCGCAAUUCCAAACCCUUGGAAGCUAAGCUCAGUAACCAAAGUAGAGGAAGUGAAAAUGAUGGUUAGGCUUUUGCCUAUUUGGGCAACAACUAUCAUUUUCUGGACAACAUAUGCCCAAAUGAUUACAUUCUCGGUUGAGCAAGCUUCAACCAUGAGACGUAACAUUGGAAAUUUCAAGAUUCCAGCUGGUUCACUCACCGUGUUUUUCGUCGCGGCUAUUCUCAUAACUUUAGCUGUCUACGACCGUGCUAUAAUGCCUUUUUGGAAGAAAUGGAAAGGAAAACCAGGUUUCUCUAGCCUACAAAGAAUUGCUAUUGGAUUGGUCUUAUCAACAGCCGGCAUGGCAGCUGCAGCUCUAGUUGAGCAAAAGCGUCUAUCCGUUGCGAAAUCUAGUACACAAAAAACAUUACCCAUAAGUGUAUUCUUACUUGUUCCACAAUUCUUCUUAGUUGGAGCUGGGGAAGCCUUUAUCUACACUGGCCAACUUGAUUUCUUCAUAACCCAAUCGCCUAAGGGAAUGAAAACAAUGAGCACCGGACUUUUCUUGACCACUUUAUCACUAGGCUUCUUUGUCAGCAGUUUCUUGGUCUCAGUCAUCAAGAAGGUCACUUCAACUUCUACGGAUGGAGGAUGGCUGGCUGAUAACAUCAACCACGGCCGACUCGACUACUUUUAUUGGCUGUUAGUCAUUCUUAGUGGAAUAAACUUCGUUGUCUAUUUCAUUUGUGCCUUGUGGUUUAAGCCAACGAAGGGUAAAGACUCGGCAGAGAAGGAUAAUGGGAAGGGAUUCUCUGCUGAAGACUGCUAAAUUUUGUUUGGGGCAAAAUCCUUAACCAAGAUGUAAAACCAGAUGAGUCAUCUUUCUUCUUCUCCACCGAACAAUGCUAAGGAAUCAUCUCCACCAAACAUCGAUAACUAAAAGAAAGAUGACACAAAAUAUGUAAUCUUUCUUUUUUAAAACAAGAUAAGUCAUCUUCCACUUCUCCAUCAAACAUCGUCAUCGUGUUGAUGGACCGCCAAAUCAAUUAAGACAAUGUUGGGGAACAAUUCUACCACUAGUGGAACCGUCAACAUUUUCACACAUCACAGUGCAUGGAAGGACCAUCUUCAUCUCUGUUAUACUUUAGGUUAAUGCCAAUUAGCUCAACAAUUUUGUAGCUCUUGCUACAUUGCAGACUUAUUGUCAUUUUGUUCUUUGACGUUCCAUAUAUGUUCUUUAGCCUAAGGUCUUGGAUAUGAACGUAUGACUCACCCUAAAAACCCAAUCACAAGUUGUAUUUUGCUUGUGAUUAGAAAUAUAUAAUAAGGUUUGCUUCU
Molecule: messenger RNA, 2352 nt
Organism: Camelina sativa (false flax)
Lineage: Eukaryota; Viridiplantae; Streptophyta; Magnoliopsida; Brassicales; Brassicaceae
Source: RefSeq, a predicted model, not a curated record